Molecule: messenger RNA, 2190 nt
Organism: Melanotaenia boesemani (Boeseman's rainbowfish)
Lineage: Eukaryota; Metazoa; Chordata; Actinopteri; Atheriniformes; Melanotaeniidae
Product: cytochrome P450 2G1-like
Exons: 9
Coding region: 171-1646 (491 amino acids)
Biological process (GO): xenobiotic metabolic process
Cellular component (GO): cytoplasm; intracellular membrane-bounded organelle
Molecular function (GO): heme binding; iron ion binding; oxidoreductase activity, acting on paired donors, with incorporation or reduction of molecular oxygen, reduced flavin or flavoprotein as one donor, and incorporation of one atom of oxygen
Source: RefSeq, a predicted model, not a curated record
GUGAGGGUGCAUUGGAUUGCAGCAGGUCACAUGACUCACCUGUGUCCCACUGCUCUGCUCCUGCCAAAUCCCUGUUAAAUAUGAACAGUGUUCAGGUAUAAGAGCCAACAACUACGAGAGAGAGAAAACAGAACAAAGGAGAACACCAGAGCAAAACUUGUGGAGACAUUAUGGAGUUUUCUACCACAGUGAUCUUAGCUGGGCUGAUCUUUGCUCUGCUGUGGUUGUUUACUGUUAAAAGCAGUAAGAAGGAUCGUUUACCUCCGGGACCUUUUGCUUUUCCCCUCAUAGGAAACCUGCCGCAAAUAAACAAGAAAAGACCAUUUGAAAGCUUUCUUAAGUUCAGUGAAACCCAUGGACCUGUGAUGACAUUAUACCUGGGUUGGCAGCGGGUGGUUGUCCUGGUGGGGUACGAUGCAGUGAAAGAAGCCUUGGUGGACCAGGCAGAUGAGUUCGUAGGCAGAGGACCAGUUCCUUUUAUGCAGAAAGCUACGAAGGGAUAUGGUAUAGUGAUCAGUAAUGGGGAACGCUGGCAGCAGCUGCGCCGUUUCACUCUGACAACCCUACGAGAUUUUGGGAUGGGACGUAAAGGAAUGGAGGAGUGGAUCCAAGAAGAGAGCCAACACUUGAGGGCUCGGAUACGUUCAUUCAAAGGUGAAGCGUUCGACCCCACUUUCUUGUUGAGCCGCACCGUGUCUAAUGUGAUCUGCUGUUUGGUGUUUGGCCAGCGGUUCACUUAUGAAGACAAACAAUUUUUGAACCUUCUUAGCAUCAUAAAUACAAUUUUAAAGUUCCUCAGCAGCCCAUGGGGUGUGCUGUACAACAUCUUCCCCUGGCUCAUGGAACAUCUUCCUGGCUACCAGCACACUGUUUUUGGCAAUGUCAAGGAGGUCAGACGCUUUAUCAAGAUGAAGAUCCAAGAGCACAAAGCAACUCUGGACCCCAGCUCCCCAAGAGACUUUAUUGACUGCUUCCUCAUCCGAUCUGAUCAGGAAGAAGACAAUCCAAAAACCGAAUUCCACAAUGAAAACUUGAUUUCAACAGCAGUGAAUCUGUUCCUGGCUGGAACAGAAACCACCAGCUCGACUAUCAGAUAUGCUCUCAAUGUGCUGAUCAAAUACCCAGACAUACAAGAGAAAAUGCAACAGGAGAUCGACACUGUAAUUGGACGGGAUCGAUGUCCCAAGAUGGAGGACCGGAAGUCCCUCCCUUUUACAGAUGCUGUCAUCCAUGAGGUGCAACGUUUUCUGGACAUUGUCCCCUUCAGUCUCCCUCACUGUGCACUGAAGGACAUCUCCUUCAGGGGUUAUACAAUCCCCAAGGACACUCUGAUUAUACCUUUCUUGCACUCUGUGCUGAAAGAGGAAAAGCAUUGGACGACUCCCGGGUCCUUUAACCCCCAGAACUUCCUUGAUCAGAAUGGGAACUUUAAGAAAAAUCCUUCAUUCCUGCCAUUUUCUGCAGGGAAAAGAGCCUGUGUUGGUGAGUCUCUGGCUCGCAUGGAGCUCUUCCUCUUCAUCGUAUCUCUCCUGCAGGGUUUCACCUUUUCCUGCCCUGGUGGACCUGACAGCAUCAACCUCGUUUCAGAGUACAGCAGCUUUGCCAAUGUGCCUCGUAUGUAUGAAAUCAUUGCCACCCCACGGUGAAAGGAAAAGCUGCACAGUUUCUUUAAAAGUUGAUGUUUACUGGUAGAAAACACAAUAUAAUCUUGUUUUUCAUAUAAAUGUUUUUGUAUACAUUUAAUUCAAAUCAUGAUACAUGUAUUAUAAAUUAAAAUGCUUUCUUUUAUGCUAACAAUAAAUGUAUUAUCUGAAUGAAAACAUAUACUGAAAUAAAGUCAUAGCAGAAAUGCUCCUUGGGGGAAAAAAAGGUCUUUUUUAAACAAAGUCCUCACCAGUUUUUUUCUUCUACUGUGAAAUGAUUUAGAAUGAAACUGAAACCCUGAUACACUGACACAUGUUAAAUGAGGUACAGUAAUUUUUUUGGUGUUUAAGAUGUAACAAGUCACUUUGAUGACAUUAAGUACUUUGUAGAUUGCUUUACCAACUUUUCCAUCUUGGAUAUUUGCAGCUAGUAGUGUGCAAAUGAUUAAUACCUGAGGUCUGAAUGGAUCAAUGUAGAGAUGACACUGAUAGAAAACUGUGUCUUCAUAUAAUUUAAACAGAUCCACUACAAAAUGCCCCCUUAUAG